Molecule: messenger RNA, 1282 nt
Organism: Opisthorchis viverrini
Lineage: Eukaryota; Metazoa; Platyhelminthes; Trematoda; Opisthorchiida; Opisthorchiidae
Exons: 4
Coding region: 37-1152 (371 amino acids)
Cellular component (GO): lysosomal membrane
Source: RefSeq, a predicted model, not a curated record
CUGAUCCAAAGCUGUCGUCCAAAAAACCCCUGCAAAAUGCCAUUCACGGUUCCAGUUGAAUAUGUCCCUGCAAGAUAUCGAUGCUGCAGCUGUUUCCAUGUUAGGACGGGCACUUUCCUCCUGGCUGUGCUACAAAUCGUCAUUCAUUUUGUAGUAAUCACUAUUCUCACCGCUGCUCUUGGUCGUGCCGCACAUUUCAGGGAAGAUGUCGAAUAUGUAGCGCUGAGCAUCAGUGUGAUGUCUUUCAUACAAUGGGAGCGUUUCGUUGGCACUCCGGAACGUCUGGGUGUUGUACCGAAAGAAUCCAUCCUUCCGGACAGAACUCAACAUUUACCUCUGGAAAAUCGCGGGACCGAAGCCAUGCCUUCCGCAACCAAACGCCCUUACGUCCGCACCGGAAAGUUCUUCAUUAACGCUGGCGAGGAGUAUGUCGCCAUUGCGGUGACACUUCUUUCUCUGUUGUUCAGCAUAAUGAUGUUGGUUGGAACAAUCUAUGCCAAACCUUACUACUUGCUUCCGUACUGUUGUGUGCAACUGGUCCUUAGUCUGGUCGUCAUACUUGCCGGGAUUCUGCUGCUUGCAGUGAAGGCUUAUAUGCUGGCAAUGGUUUGGCUGUGCUACAAAUUUCUGCUACGCUUCACGACUGGACGUGAACCGGUGUCUGGAUUUUCCUUGGCCGCUGGAUCUUGUUGUUUGCCUUUGUCACUCUGCGAGCGUAUGGGUUGCGUACAAUACACCUCAGCGGAGUCGUGUACGCUAACGCCUUCAGUGUUUGCCCGGGAUGGCCGAAUUCCCUCUGUAAACGUGAGCCAAUCUCAAACUAGUACAGGAAGAAUCAUAGUUUUGUUCCGUGGAUCCCGUGGACUGGCGAGUUCACCCGCUAGAAUUGGACCAGCGGAGCUCUGUCUCCCUCCGAAGUACGAGGACGUAUUGGCAAUGCCUAGAGACGCCUUUGAGCCACCUCCUUACGAAUCAUUAUCCGGAGAGCACGUGAUUGGUGACAUACAGGAUCAGGAAACUCAACCACAGUCACCGAAUACAACCAGUGAGCGAGAAGGGGAUCCAUGUUCACAACCUACAUUGCCAACGCAACCCCAAACAAUGCCACCUGACGACACAACACUUCAACCAGAUUUCAGGCGCACACCAUAGUCGCCAUCCCACUGGCCUUUGUUACACUUCCAAGGAGGAGCAUCUAUUUGAAUCUAGUCUCCUACUCACCUUUUGUUUUUUGACUUAUUUUAAAGAUUUCCCUAAGAAUACAAACCAUUUGCAAUGAAGG